AUGACGCAACCCUCGUUACGACUCGUGCCAGACAACGUUGGCAAAUAUCAGUCUUGGCGUCCGCACUACAGCAACAUCUGGACAAGGCUUACUCCCUUCCCUCCCCACACCUCCGGAUUCUUGUACUACCACCAACCUCAAGGUGCACCCCUGCUCAUGGGCCAAUUACGCUUCCGGCUCACUCCCGAUCGCCUUCCUCAAAGUUUCAGCCGAGGCAAAGAUUGCUUUACUCCAGAGGGAGACAUUUGGAAGGUUCCCCUCAUUGUUCUACAUCAUUAUGAAUCCCAUAGGCAUAUCUAUAGGCAGCUUCGCCUGGAUGGAUUCGUCUCCGACGCAUUGCAUUCAAAGCUCGCAGCUCUUGAGUUUGUCCCUCGGAACACGGUCACUGUGUCCUUGUAUUCACUCCACCAAGUGUUCCCUGUCGAUUUUGCAUCAAGUUAUUUGAGGUUCUUCGUAGUGGGCGACUCAACUUGUCGAAUGGUUGAUAUUUGCCACAUCUUUGGCCUCCGUCGCUCUGGUGAGCAGGGAACACCCUUUACAAGCAAGGGUAUUUUGCGUCUUGAGCUUUCAACAUCACGUGAACAUGCAGGAACCAGAACGGUCGUCAUGCGUGUUGUGAAAUUAGUGGGGGAUCCAGGCUCUUACCUGGGAGAAGACCGGCCGGUCGAAGGGCAGCUGGUGUUGCGACAUAAUCCUCGUGGAGAAUCCAAGCUGCUCUGCUUCAACGUUGAUCGCGAUUCACCUCAACGUCGCGAACAGACGUUCUCGCAUCCUGACGCGCUACCCCUGCUUCUCGCUAAUACCUUUGGUGACAAGCAUAAAAGGCCAUAG
Molecule: messenger RNA, 831 nt
Organism: Laccaria bicolor S238N-H82
Lineage: Eukaryota; Fungi; Basidiomycota; Agaricomycetes; Agaricales; Hydnangiaceae
Exons: 4
Coding region: 1-831 (276 amino acids)
Source: RefSeq, a predicted model, not a curated record